CCAUUCACAUCAACGGUCACGCCUCGACAGGAAGUGACGACUGUGGCCACGAGCGUGACGAACGGCUCGUUCGAAAAUACAACAAGGAAGUGAACGUUUAUUGUAAAGGAAAAUAAUCACCGGACAAAAGAUUUCUUCAAACCGGGGGCCGCUUCGCUCGGUUGUUGGGUGUCGGGGGGGCAAAGUCACCGUGGACUUGCCCGAGAGCCCGUUUCAGAUCGUCUCGAGGGAGUCUUGCUUUUAGCCAGCCAGCUAGCGAUGAACACGGACGUGGAAUUCCACAUCAGGCAGAAUUAUCCGUGGAACAAGCUACCAGCUAAUGUCAAACAGAGUUUGGGGAACUCUCAACGCGAGUAUGAGAAACAUGUGCUGCUCUACAGCAUCCGCAACCAGCUGCGAUUCCGCAAUAACCUAGUGCGCCACGUGAGGAAGGAUGAGCGCAAGUAUUAUGAGGAGCUACUGAAGUACAGCCGGGACCACCUGAUGCUGUACCCCUAUCACCUGUCUGACAUCAUGGUCAAAGGGCUGCGAGUCACUCCAUUCUCAUAUUACAUAGGAAUCAUGGAGGAUAUUAUGAACAGUGAGAAGAGUUACGACUCCUUGCCCAACUUCACUGCUGCUGACUGUCUGAGGCUGCUUGGCAUUGGGAGAAACCAGUACAUCGACCUGAUGAACCAGUGCAGGUCCUCCAAAAAAUUCUUCCGCAGGAAAUCAGCGCGGGACCUGCUACCCGCCAAGCCAGUAGAGAUCUCUGUGGAGCCGUGGUGGGUGGCGCAGACGGGCUACAUCACUGAGGACGAUAUCAGGAUCUGUUCUCAAGCAGAGAAGAAAGCCAUCGAUAAGAUGAUUGAUGCUGGUCCUCAGCUGGCCGGAUCAAUGGAGUAUAAUGUGGUGUUAAGCUUGUACAACCGGGGCUUCAUCUACUUGGAUGUGCCCAUAUCUGAUGACAGCUGUAUCUCAGUGCCCCCACUGGAGGGCUUUGUCAUGAACCGCGUCCAGGGCGAUUACUUUGAAACGCUUCUCUACAAAAUCUUUGUGUCCAUUGAUGAGCAGACAAACGUAGCUGAGCUGGCGAACGUGUUGGAGAUCGACUUGGACUUAGUGAAGAAUGCAGUGUCCAUGUAUUGUCGUCUGGGAUUCGCUGUAAAGAAAGGUCAGGCGUUCAGCUCAGAGCAGCUCCAUCCCACCUGGAAGAACGCCCCGUCUGUCAACAGACUCAAGAGUACCAUGGACCCUCAGAAGAUGCUGCUGUCCUGGGAGCAGGGCAGUCCUGUCAUGGAGGGAGGCUCCUCAGCCACCGACACUGAUACCACCAGUCUGGAGGACCAAGCAGACACAGCCAGCGUCAGCAGCCUGAGCAUCCCGGCCGCACCCACCAAGAGGAUCGCCUUCCUCUUUGACUCCACCCUCACAGCCUUCCUCAUGAUGGGCAACCUGUCUCCGAACUUGAAGAGUCAUGCAGUGACCAUGUUUGAGGUGGGUAAGCUGUCUGACGAGACUCUGGACAGCUUCCUGGCUGAGUUGGAGAAGGUAGAGAGCACAGCAGAGGGCGAGGCCCAGCGUUACUUUGACCACGCUCUGACCCUGAAAAAUACCAUCCUCUUCCUGCGCUACAACAAAGAACUCACUCAGGACCAGGGACCUGAUAUCCCAAAUAUAGGUUUCCCGUUGGACAUGUUGCGCUGUGAGAGCCUGCUGGGUCUGGACCAGGCCACCUGCAGCCGCGUCCUCAACAAGAACUACAAGCUGCUGGUCUCGAUGGCGCCGCUCAGCAACGAGAUCAGACCCAUCAGCAGCUGCACGCCUCAGCACAUUGGCCCGGCCAUCCCUGAGGUGAGCUCCAUCUGGUUCAAGCUGUACCUGUACCAUGUGACCGGCCAAGGCCCGCCGUCUCUGCUGCUCUCCAAAGGCUCCAGGCUCCGCAAACUCCCGGACAUAUUCCAGGUCUACGACAGGUUGUUGAUCACCUCCUGGGGUCACGACCCCGGAGUUGUCCCUACGUCCAACGUGCUGACUAUGCUCAAUGAUGCCCUCACACACUCUGCUGUUCUCAUCCAGGGUCAUGGUAUGCAUGGCCAUGGAGAAACAGUUCACAUCCCUUUCCCUUUUGAUGAGGAGGAUCUGAAGGGAGAGUUUUCCUACUCCAACAUGUGUGUGCACAAGGCACUGAAGAAGCUGAAGGAACAGGUAGAUCUGGAGCACCAGUGCGGCUACAUCACCAUGCUCAACUCCAACAACAGGCACCGUCGCCGGGCCAGCGACAGCACCGAGUGCAGAGGAGACACCCAUCUAGGUGGAGGCCUGGACACCAAUGGCAGCACCGAGUCCUUUGAGCUUGUGACGGAAGAGAACAACGGAGAGAGCAAAGGAAAGACAGACACUCUUUCAUCCGAAGAUGAGUGGGUCCCUCUUGAACUGUGCUUCGGCAUGCCCCUCUUCAGCUCCGAGCUCAACCGCAAAGUGUGUCGAAAGAUCGCCUCGCACAAACUGUGCAGCAACGAGAGCCUUCAAGAGCUACUUCACUCAAGCCGAAAGCUAUCGCUGAAGGUGUUGAGCUUCGUUCAGUCAUUCCAGGACGGCAGCCAGCCCUCCGACCUGGACAGCGGCGUGUCGAACCCUCUCAGUCAGCCCCCGGCAGAGUCCGGCGUCCCCCUGCCCGCCCUCAAUCUCCUCUUCAAGGACGGACAGCUGAAGGAGUGGAGCGGGCGGGCCCCUCCUCCUCUGGACAUCUCAGCCCUGCAGAAGGACCAACCCACAUAAAUCACUUCCCGAAACUUCCAGAUUUGAUCACGAAGAAAAAGGCUCAUCAAAAUCUCAUUGAAAAAGGACCACCGUUUCUCUCACAGUGUCACUGAGGAAAUUCUUAUUUGAGGUCCAACCGUGCAUCUUCACAUCUGAUCACGAGGAAAUGCCCUCAUUCAUAAGCCCCUGUCUGUCAAUAUCCAAUCACAGGAAAAUUAUCGCCACAAAGCAGUUUAUCUACAGUAUGAGGGAUCAUCCUUCUGACAGUUUUGCCAACACUAGUACCGACUCCCCUCGCUGUUCCCCUCUUUGAUUCCUGGUAUUUGUAUCAAGGCAGUGUUAUCUGUUGGAGUGGUGCUAUUAUCACAGUAUAUAACGGUGAUGCAGGUAAACAGCAUAUAACCAGGAUAAACAUAUAACUGGAAACACUAGCGCUGUUCUCCACUGACUAGACCCCCUCUUACCCUUCAAAUCAAUGGAUGUUUUUGUGAUCCCUGAGAGUGGAGUGUGAAGUGGUUAAUAUUGUAUAGAUGUUAUAAAAAUGACCCGCAAAAUAAACGAUCAAGUGUUGAACAGA
Messenger RNA from Thunnus maccoyii (southern bluefin tuna), 3319 nucleotides. RefSeq names its product family with sequence similarity 91 member A1 (gene fam91a1). Gene Ontology annotation, cellular component: trans-Golgi network; cytoplasmic vesicle. NCBI's taxonomy places the organism in Eukaryota, Metazoa, Chordata, Actinopteri, Scombriformes, Scombridae. The coding region runs from base 259 to 2760 and encodes 833 amino acids. Gene Ontology annotation, biological process: intracellular protein transport. The record is from RefSeq and is a predicted model, not a curated record. The transcript has 24 exons.